Messenger RNA from Megalopta genalis, 4477 nucleotides. It is a transcript of the gene Pif1, whose product is annotated as Pif1 DNA helicase. NCBI's taxonomy places the organism in Eukaryota, Metazoa, Arthropoda, Insecta, Hymenoptera, Halictidae. Gene Ontology annotation, biological process: DNA repair; telomere maintenance. Gene Ontology annotation, molecular function: DNA helicase activity. The record is from RefSeq and is a predicted model, not a curated record.
GCUCGAAUAAUCGUAUCUCCUCUACCCCAAAUUGUCCAUUUUCAUGCACAAUCUGUGCGUCAAUUAGGGAGAACUUAUGCCCGAACAAGUUUCAGUUUCGUCGCGGGCGAAGACACGCGUCUGCUACGCGAACCAUACAAUCGUUGUCGUGUUCGAAACUAUGGUAGUUUAAAAUUGGUCGAAUUUUUACGUCCGUGUUAACAAAAUUAUAAACCAACGAAGCCCCCUGUUGUCUAUAGAGUCCGUAGAGUCCGGGACGAGUCGCGCCAACACAGGAGAUCGAUAAAGCACGACGGGGGUGUUUCUUGUUCGUGUAGAAUUUUUAUGCCCACGAAGGCCCAAUACAUGUAAUCCAUCCACAAGUAGCAAUCGUGAAUGCGACGUUUCCUGGGCUGAACAUUACGAAAUGCUUUUGGAAUCGUGCCACAUUAUUUCGCCGCAUUGUUUCAACGGUGCACGCGAACUUGCCCGUACAAGCCCGGGUUACAUGCGCUUGGUAAAAAGUGGCGAGAUCGCGAAAAUACGUGUACUCGUGACACGGGCACGUGCGAUCAUUCACGGAAUCAGCACAGACGUUCCUCGUUAUCUCGAGUACCGGGGCGCCCUGCCCUCGUCGGCCGCGAAGAUUUCGUAACGUUCGGCCAAGCACCGCAGACAUUCGAAAAAAAUCAAUGUUUUCCAUUCGUAGCGGUAGACAGUUUAACAUCUCCGUGUACCAAAGUUAAGAUGAAUGUUCCGUAACGUUCGAUCUUUCUCUAGGACCCCUAGCUUUCUAUUCGUUCAUUUCUCAGACGCAUCAGCAUGCAACACAGAUCGCGCGAAACUCCUGUUUACGUUGCACUCGCAACCGCUCCUACGAACUUGCCCGUACCCACCCCCUGUUACUUAGAUAGUUCUCGGUUAGUUGCGUUACAAGAAACUGUAUUACUGUAUACACGUGUAAUAGAAUCGGUGUGCCGGUGUUUCAGUUCGAUGUGUUGUGAGUUUUGUUGCCGAUCCCCGGCGUUCGGCCGGGUCUAUCGAACGUUUACUGGGCCCGUGUACGCCUCCUCGUUUGUCGAGCGGACGAAUCGUUUGGCGGAUUAGAAUCGUAAUGAAAGUAAAGCGAGACAACGUGUACCACCGGAAGUAUACGUACAAAACGCCACGACAAUGUGUCUCGAUUAUUUUCCAUUCCGCAGGACACGCAAGAACGCGAUCCGAUAGUCAAUUAUCACCGAUAAUGUCAUUGAAAUGCGUCCGUUGCCAAACACAUCUCGUUAGGGUGCAUGGUACUUAAUGCUUCGUAAACGAGGCUCAAAGUAUAAGCUCGAAGACAUGGGCUGGAUAUCAAAAGGAAAGACAAAAAGAAGAAAAGAAAAAACGAGAGUGAGAGAGAGUGAGAGAGAGAGGGAGAGAGAGAGACAACUACCGGUGUAGCUGAUUCGAGUGCCUGUACUUUUUGCAAAUAUAUGCAUUCCAUAUUUUUCUGGUCCCAUGCGACUCUUUUCGGAAAAGGAAAAAAAUCAUUCGCCACGGUAUCUUCUAGCUUAUGCUUCCCUCCAACGACGGCCGCGUGUCGCACGAGCGACACGUUGCCGCCCGCGAUAUGCGUUAAGAUGCGGUAUUAUAUGGAAUACAAUGUCGACAAAAACAAAGGAAAACAGGAAAAAAAAACAGAAAAAAAACAGAAAAAGAAAAUAAACCGCGUCUCAUUCCAGUAGAUUUUCAUAUCACAAAAUGCAGUAUUUUUUCAACGAAUAAGCCUUCGGAUAGAGGACCCACGCUAAUUUUUCUAUGUUAAGUAUUAGACGAUGUAUCGAUAUAUUAUAUGUACGUGUACACGUAUAUCUUCACACGAUCGAUAAGUUUUCCUAAAUGAAUAUUAUACGAUUUCAAUAUAAACGGUGGAAAUUUUAAUCUUGACUCGCUGUACUUUAAUUUCGUGCUACAAAUAGAUAAGGAUCGAAUUGUUCGCAGAUUCGAACGAUGUCCGAGGCACAAAAUCUCAAAAUUCACGGUGGGGGAGGAUAGAAAUUCGUAUCCGGCGGUUACAAUCUCGAGCUCGGAACACGAGUUCCUUUCGUGGGGAUUUAAUUCUAGGGGAUAUUUUCGGAACGCCAGGACAAACCGUAUGGUUGGCAAGCCGCAGAAACAAGAGCGUCUCCCUACUCCCUGCACACCACCGUGAAACGUGGCCUCGUCGUGCGUUUCUUCCCGCCAAAACAUCGGUCGAACGCGACGAUACAUGACAGUCGGCGGGUACGAUCCUUUCGAGACAGUUCUGCGAUCUACUCGUCCGAUGCACCGAAGAACGUUCAAAUAGUAUCCGUCUGUACGAUAACACAGCCCGACCGGCAGAUAUCAUUCUUAGUAAACAUGGAUCAAGAUAAUUGUUCGGUGACGUGCUCGGUGACAAUAGAGCGGACCAACUCGCAGGGUUCUUUGCUGAAGAAAGUGAAUCAUCGAUCGGCGACUCUACGCUUGAUCCGAAACAAUUUUCGCGAGAUGCUGAUCGACGUGCAAGCGGAAAAGGGAAACACGACGGCGAGGCUGCCGCUGAAAUCCAUCUCUGUUUUUAAUAAAUUUAUGACCGAAGGGAAAGCUUCGAUCAAAUUCAAAGAGGACAACUGCACCAUGUUUUUAUCGAACGCGCCGACCGCGCAGUUGAUCACGUUUCUGAAAACGAUCUACGUGAAGAUCACGAACCAGUCGGAAAAAGAAACGGUGAAAAAUCCGUUGAAGGAGAGAUUGCUUUCUAACAAACCGUGCGGAGGCGUUCAGGACGUCAGCCCUGCGACGUCCGCCGAGGUGAACAGGGCCAAAGAGAAGGCCAUCGGCGUGUCGCGAGCGACGAUCACCACCCCGUCGCCCAGCAACGUGAGGAAGAGGAGACGCACCGAUGAAAAUGCCCCGAAACUCGCCCAGGCGAAAAAGCUCUACGAGAAUCCAACGACCGGCACGAUCACGGAAGAACAGAGCAGAAUUUUGGACGCGGUGCUCGCUGGUAAAAAUAUAUUUUUCACCGGCAGCGCGGGAACCGGAAAGUCGUUUCUCUUGAAGAAAAUUAUAGCGACCCUGCCACCAGACGUUACGAUGGCCACGGCGAGUACCGGAGUCGCUGCUUGCCACAUCGGUGGAAUUACUUUGCAUCAAUUCGCCGGGAUUGGUCUGGGCACCGCGAAUUUGGACAGAUGUUACCAGAUGGCUGCCAAAAAUUGCGUUGGUUCAUGGAGGAAAACCAAGCAUUUAAUCAUCGACGAGAUCUCUAUGGUGCACGCGGAUUAUUUUGAUAAGAUAGAGGCUGUUGCUAGGUUCAUUCGAAGAAACGAACGGCCAUUCGGCGGAAUGCAAUUAAUUUUGUGCGGGGACUUCUUCCAGUUGCCGCCCAUCGGCCCGAGGGAGAAGCAAGUCAAGUUUUGCUUUCAAAGUAGCGCGUGGGAAAGAUGUGUGCACUUCAAUUACGAAUUGAAAACCGUCCAUAGACAAAGCGAACCCGAGUUUGUCAAUAUUUUGAAUAGCAUAAGAAUAGGUAGAGUGACGGACAGCAUGGCAGAAACCCUUAAAGCGACAGCUAAACAAAAGAUAGAGGCCAACGGAAUUUUGGCAACCAGACUAUGUUCUCAUGUGAAGGAAGCGGAAGAAAUUAACGAAUUCCAAUUAAACAGGCUGAAAGGUGAGUCUAAAACGUACGUGGCUCAGGACAGUGAUCCCUCCAUGACGCAGACAUUAGAUAAACAGUUGACUGUUCCUGGAAAGCUUGUAUUGAAAGUAGGGGCUCAAGUAAUGCUUUUGAAAAAUAUCAAUGUAUCGGGUGGCCUGGUAAAUGGAGCAAGAGGCGUGGUCGUUAAUUUUCAGAAUGGUGCACCGGUAGUUCAGUUUAAAUCCGGUAGUCCGUAUCACGUGAAACUACAGAUAUGGAAUUUAAAAACUACAUCGGGUUCCAUUGUUCAUAGAAAACAAAUUCCGCUGAACUUAGCAUGGGCCUUUUCCAUUCACAAAAGUCAAGGAUUAACUUUGGACUGCGUCGAAAUGUGUCUGACAAGAGUUUUUGAUGCUGGGCAAUCCUAUGUAGCAUUGUCUAGGGCACAAAGUUUACAAUCCCUGAGGAUCUUAGAAUUUAAUAGCCAACAAGUAUGGGCCGAUUCGGACGUGCUCGUGUUCUACAAAAGAUUCCGACGAAAUUUGCAAGAAAUGGAAAUGAUUCCUUUAGGAAAAAAACAGAAGAUCUGGUAGCAUUAAGUUCGUAACCUCGAGCGUUGUAUUGUGGAAAGUAUUAUUUUUUGUCGACGUAUAGAAUUAAAUUACAGAAACUAGACUUUAUAAGAUGAUCUCAGUGUAAAUUUUUUUAGCAAGCGAUUCGCGUAGCGACGACUAAAUACAAAUUUCUUAUUGUAAAUGACCCUUUAAAAAAUUAAAAAUAUUCUUCAGUUUCAUCGUUAUCAAUUACUGUAACAUAUUCUACACGGUUAAUUAUAACAAGGCAUAGGUACAUUUA